Molecule: messenger RNA, 1146 nt
Organism: Hansenula anomala
Lineage: Eukaryota; Fungi; Ascomycota; Saccharomycetes; Phaffomycetales; Wickerhamomycetaceae
Gene: CBS2
Product: Cbs2p
Exons: 1
Coding region: 1-1146 (381 amino acids)
Cellular component (GO): cytoplasm; mitochondrion
Molecular function (GO): 2-dehydropantoate 2-reductase activity; NADP binding
Source: RefSeq, a predicted model, not a curated record
AUGUUGCCAGUGGUACCCAGAGUAUUUGUGCUGGGGAACUCAAAUAUUACCAAGUUCCUGACAUACAAACUGGCAACUCACCCCAGUCAACCUACGGUGCCAGAUGUGGUACUGAUACUAAAGUCAGAAGAGGAAUCAAAGUCAUUUGUUGAUUUCCACAAGUCAUCCAUCACUGUCAGAAAUUUCAGUAUCAGAUACCCUGCAGUUUACAAAACACAAGUCAUGGCAACGGCUGGAGCUCCAAGAUAUUCAAAUGGUGCAGCAUUCAAGCUAUCAAAUGUGGUACUUGGUGGAAGUGAUUUUCAUAGAGCAGAUGAACUAUUAAGUGCUUUCCAAAGAUCAAUCGGACCAAGAACAAAUAUCUUAUUAUUGGACAGCAGUCGGUCAGUUGUUGAACGUAUACAGAAUCAUAUUUUCAAAGAUCCAGCAAAACGACCAACCAUUUAUCAAUGUAUAAGUAGUCAUCGGUUAUUUGGAAAGUACCCUUUUGAAGUUGGAACAUUAGCAACAGGAAACUUAACAAUAUGUAAAGUGCCCAAAGAUAUAAGAUCGCCAGAUAAAGAAGAGAUGAAUCUGAGUUUGGAUGCUCAUCUUGAUAAACAACCUGAUUUUAUAAAAAUGCUUGUUGAUACCACAGGAAUUCAUCCAGUUUUUGUUUCAUUCCGAGAUUUCGAAAUAUUACAAUUGGAAUCAUUGGUUAUCCGGGCUGCCACUGAGCCUUUAUCUGUUAUUUAUGACUGCUCAUAUGGUGAGCUAUUACAGAUGGAAAACAUAACAAAUUUGGUAACCCAAAUAGUGAAGGAAUCAGUGACAAUAAUCAAAAAAGCGCUUCCACACACAUUGGAAAACCCAUAUCUAGAGACUGCUUUAGAUGUAAAUAGACUUGUGACAGUCGUUUUUAACAUUUUAAGGGUAAAUUUUAAUGAUAUGUCCAACUUAAGAUUUCAUCUAAGAAAUAACAGAGAAAAGCUUCACCAAAAUACAAGUGAAUAUUUUGUUGAAUUAGCAAAAAAGGGAGGUAUUGAAUCCCCAGUUAAUACUCUAUAUGCAGAACAAGUGGAAGCUAGACACUCAAUGGCAAUGUAUAAGAGUAAUAGUGGUUUCAAGAGAUGGAAACCAAAGAUAAGGAAAAAUACAAUAAUAUAG